UUGCUCUCCUAACAUUUGCACUGUCGGGAGCUUUACUCUGUAUCAUUGAACUUUGCCAACACAAGUGGCUACAAAGUUAGCAUUGAAGCCUGAAGCUUAUACUCUCAAUGUGUAUUCAUGGGAGGUAAGAAUAAACAACGUACUAAAGGAAAUGUCCGGCCGUCCAGCAGCGGCCGAGCUGCCGAGGUCCUUACCCGGGAGGGAGGUGUCAUCCCUGGCUUUGUGGGUUUUGACACAGCGCUGACUUCAGAGCUGAGUUAUGUCCCUGCGGUCCACGGGGCAGAGGAGAUAGACAACCUGGUGGAUGCUGACUUCCGCCUGGUGCUCAGGAAACUCUCCAAGAGGGAUGGUGUCACCAGACUUAAAGCUGUGCAGGACUUUGGGUCCAUGUGUCAGGAACGGGAUGCUGAAGAGGUGAAAGGGGUGCUGCCAUACUGGCCGAGAAUCUACUGCAAGAUAUCAGUGGAUCAUGACCGCAGAAUCAGGGAGGCGACCCAGCAGGCCUUCGAGCAGCUGGUGCUGAAAGUGCGCCGCAGUUUGGCCCCCUUCCUGAAGAGCUUGAUGGGCCACUGGAUUCUGUCCCAGUGUGACCCUUACACACCUGCAGCCUCUGCUGCCUGCCAGGCCUUCCAUGCUGCUUUCUCCCCCGCCAAACAACCCGAGGCUCUCAGCUUCUGCAAAGAGGAGAUCCUUAAUGUACUUCAAGAUGUGCUGUUAAAGGAAACAGCUGACACACUGAGCGAUCCACAAAGUGUGACGGGGGAGGAGAGAGAAGCUAAAUAUGUGCGCAUGCUGACCAGCUCUCUAUUGGGGGUGAAGAGACUUCUAUCUCUGCUGCUCCCUGACGACAGGACGGCCCUCGAGCAGAGACUAGCAAAUCUUAUUGGCUCUGCGAAGUUCUGGAAGUACAGCAAACACAAGACGCCACAGGUGCGAGGUGCCUUUUUCGAGAUGGUGUGCGCUCUGUGUGAGUUCACUCCAGCACUCGUCCAGGCGGAAGCAGCACGACUCUGCCCUGCUGUUCUCCUCAGCAUUGACGACACCGAUCCCGUAGUGCUGCCCCCCGUGUGGGAAGCUGUCCUUCACGUCGUGUCUACCAUUCCUGAUUGUUGGACACAUGUAAACGCCAAGAAGGGCUUCUUACCCAAACUGUGGGCUCUGUUAAAAGAGGGCGGUAAAGGCCUGGCGAAAGCUCUCCACCCGAAUCUGAUGCCGCUUCUCAGCAAGCUGCCCAGGGACAUCACUGAUCCAACUCUGGACUUCUACACCACCUUCUUCAGUUCAUUCAUGCAAGGUCUGUCCAGUGAGCGUGCGUCCACGAGCCCGUCAGAGAGUGCCGUUAUAGUGACCUCUCUUGUGGAGUGCCUGAGGUACUGCAUUUUGCACAACACAGAAGAAGAAGCUGAGCACCAAAAAAUACGCACCAUGCUUAUUUCACAGCAGCUCCUCCCACUGUUGGAGAAGGCUCUCGGUAACCCCUCCCUUCAGGCCGGUCCUCUGUUCCUCCUGGUCACGGAACUGCUCGUCUCCUGGGAGAAACGAGCAGGUCUACAUGGGGAGGAUGAAGCAAAUGACGGCAAGCAUGUCUUCAAAGGGCUCCUGGCAGACUUCUGGGAGGGUCUCGGUCUGAUGUUUGUGCGUCAUGUGGACAAUGAAGAGGCGGAUCCACAGGCUUUGGAAGGGGUAGCCACCCUGCUGCAGGUAAUGCGAUACCCCGACAGAGUAAAGAGAAGGAACAUCCAGAAGAAGAAAUCCGUCAAGAUCUGUUUCUCUAAGCCAGACGACAACGAGAAAACUGGAGUGGACGGGGAUGCUGUGGAGCGGCCUGUGCAGUUAGAGUCUGAGCUCGUGAAUGAGAGGGUCUGCUCCCCACAGACUCAGCAUUUUGAGGAUGUGGUGUGCCAGCUGGCACAGCUGUGUCUGGUGCAUGUCAAUGAGAAGAAGUCUGAAAAACAUCUUGUUUUUCUCUCCCUUCUCCUGCGCUCUUUCCACACUCCCAGGGUCUUCAGUACGUUGAUCGACGUGGAUGAUAAAAUAAAGGAGUCUGAGGGGACUGUUAAAAAUCCAGCGACGCAGUUCCUGCUGGAGCAGGUUGUGCUGUGGCUGGCUGAGAAGGGACGCAGGGACACUGAGCACCUGGUGGAGAUGGUCUUCAGCUCUCUGUACUGCUGCAGCUCGCAGGAGACCACCCGCAUCCUCAACCACAUCACCACGAUGGAUUUACAGUGGGCGAUCAUCCUGCAAAUCAUCCAGAGGGCAUGUGCAGACUCUGAGACUCUUAAGAGCUGCAGAGAUUGGCUGAAGGGUUCAGUUCUGGGCGAGCGGCUCCUGGGAUUGACCGAGGAGCUCUGCGAGGUUGGCAGCAGCUCUCCCAGUUGUGCUUCUUCUGCAAGCGGCCACAGUUGGACGCUUAUCAGCCUGGUGCUCUCUCAGCACCACAACAAUGAGCCGCUGAUAGGUGAGGUAUAUAUGGAGAAGAUUUUAGAGAAGCUCCACGCCACUCUGUCCGAGGCAAAGAGUCUGUCAGACGCAGGCAACAUGGAGCCGCUCAUCUCCUUCAUCUGUGACGUGGCCUCCACCUUCUUCUCCUCCGUACAAGACUGUCUGCUGCUCCGCUCUGCAGAGGAACUCCUCUUCACUGUCUUCCAGUUCACCGCCAAAGACCAAACACGCACUCAUCUGUCCGACUCACUUUUAGGGAAGCUGAAGAGAGUGUGUGUAGCUGGUGUCCAGUCUCUCACCCAACAACCUGAUUAUGAGUUUGAAGAAGGGGUUUUUCUGCAGAAUGCAGCUCUUUGGGUGGCAAGCCAAUCCCUCACUGUCUCCAGCAUCAAAAGUUUACAGGUCCUGGUCCUGGCUGUGCAGAGCUUGGUGGAGGCAAUGAUGUCUGUCUGCAGUCGAGACUCCCCUCUUCUCUCUCAGUUCUUCACUGCGCUCACACCCAGCCAGACAGAAUGGACAAGAAUUAGACAAGCAUUACCCCCACAGUGGGUCAAAACCCCGUUACUGUCCGACCGGUACCGAGGAGUUCUGGAAAAACCCUCCAUGGACAUGUGGAAGUCUAAGAUGUCCACCAAGCUGCCAGCCCACCUCUGCGUGUGUGCCUUGCUGGGGAAGGUUGCCAGAACUGUUGCAUUCACCACUGGUGACCAUAAAGAAGCAGACUGCUCUUCAAACCUGCCAAACCUGAAGUACACAGUUUCAGAGCUGUUGUUUGCGCUGCAGUGGUGUAAAGAGGUGGAGUACAGCCCUGCGGUCGUGUCUGCCUGCCACAGCCUGCUGACUGACUGGGGGCUGGCAGAGGGGCUCCACAGUCUUGUUCCAGUCAAAGAUCUACUGGAGGUCCUUUACUCGAGGUCAGUGGAGGAUGGAGGUCUGUGGUCUCUGACUCUGGAGAACUACAUCAACACCAUUAAUCUGGCAUCAACUCACAGCACCGCCAUUAAGAAGCUGUACGGCAGUGCAGACAGUUUGUUCCCAGUGUCUCAGAGCAAACUGAGCACGCUCCAGGUGCUCUGCCCCACCAUGACCAGAGAGGACAAAGAGACUCUCAUCACUCUAGCUACUGCUGGAAUAAUCAACUGGGAAGAGAAUAACGAUGUGUACGGGUGUCUGGCAGUGCUGAUGUGCUGUCUUAAAACUAACUCACAAGUAGAAGAGGAGGUUGUUCCGGCUAUCCUCGCUACUGUGAUGGAGUGGAGGAACAAUAAGGAGGACUGGUUCCUCUUUGGCAGCGAUCUGUCUAAAGCGACCGCAGAGCAGCUGAACCUCACCGUGGAGAUGAUGCGUUUCCUGUCCUGGCUGGUGACUCAUUGUCCCACAGUUUUGGGGGGCAGCCAGUGGGACUUCUUGCUGUGCUCCAUGUUAGCCUGGCUGGAGACUUCCAGUGAAAAUGUGAGCAGUCUCUGGAACCCAUGGGUGCAGCUCUUUGUGUGUGAGAACGCAGCAUUGAUAGUGGCGCUGAACCACUUCUUUACAUCAUCUUCCCCUGAUGCGCUGGAGAAGCUGCCGGCAGAACUGACCGGCGAAUGGACCGACUUCUUUGUUGAAGGAAUCUACAAUCUGCUGCUGCCUCUGCCCAUCAACAUCACAGAAACCUUCACCGAACCCGACGACCCCGUGUUUCCUUUGGCGGUGCUGCAGUCAGUUGGUGCAGCUCUGACUUACGUCCCCGUGCAGCAACUAACAAAGAACUCACUGCCACCGAAGUUCAUAGCAGACCAGAAAACAAACCUGCCGGAGGCCCUCCAGACGCUCCUGAACACCUUGUGUCCUCUGCUGCUGUUUAAAGCCAGGCCCCUGCAGAUCACCGUCUACCACCUGUUAGAAAAGGUGAUGCCUCAGCUGCCAGAGUGCGAUGGAGAAGGAGACACGAGCAAGUCUGAUGAUGACAGAGAUGAGCCGUGUCUUUCUCCUCCAGCGUCUCUCAUGGCCAUCCUGUCCACCUGUGAGGAGCUGUGUGACAGCAUCUUGGCAGGGCUUCAAGUAGGAGAGUUUGCAGUGGUUCAGCCGCUGAGUGUUGAGUACUCCUGCAUCCUGGGAUACCUGCUGGCCUGGAAGUUACUCCUCACGUUUUUCAAAUCCUCCCCCUCACAUCUGCGUGCCCAUUAUGCCCAAUAUCUGAAGAGAAGCUGCUCCCUCAGCAAGCUCCUCCUCCACCUCUUCAAACUGAUGCCUGAGACCCCCAUCUGUGCAGGCCAGGGGGCAGAGACAAAGGAGUUCAAAACUCUCUUUACAGAGAACCUGUCUUUGGCUGUGGACAAGAGCAAGAGUGUGGAAUGGGAGCUCCCGCAUCUGGCCUGCAGUGUUUACUACAGCACGUUGCAGGACCUGCCUGCCAUGGUGCGGCUGUGGUGGAACAGUCAGGAGAAGAGAGUGAGCGCAGCUGUGGAGAAAUUCACAACCAAAUAUGUGAGCCCUGUCCUCUCAGCACAGGAGAUCUCAUCCGUCCACUCCAGCACUCAGAUGUUUGAAAACAUGACGGUGAAAGCUCGCUCAGCAGCACGGGAGGUGAUUGCUACCUAUUCUGUGGAUGAUAUCUUCAUCGAGUUAGUGAUCACGCUGCCACAGAAUCAUCCUUUAGGCUCUAUCACUGUUGAGAGUGGGCAGCGCGUGGGCGUCGCCGUGCAGCAGUGGAGGAACUGGAUGCUGCAACUGAGCACAUACCUCACACAUCAGAACGGCAGUAUAAUGGAGGGCCUGGCUCUGUGGAAGAACAACGUGGAUAAGCGCUUCGAGGGAAUAGAGGAUUGCAUGAUCUGCUUCUCGGUUAUCCAUGGCUCCAACUACUCUCUACCCAAGAAGGCCUGCCGCACCUGCAAGAAGAAAUUCCACUCAGCAUGUCUGUAUAAAUGGUUCACCUCCAGCAACAAGUCCACCUGUCCGCUGUGCAGAGAGACCUUCUUUUAACAGACCACAACAAACAAGCAUUAAAGAAGUUGUAAAUACAACAACAUGGUAAUUAAGGAACUCAUUUAAUGCUGAUGAGACUCAUAGUUGGAGUGAUUUUAUAAGCGGGCUACGGUUUCUUUAAAGUAAUGCUUUACUCUACUGUAAAUUUGCAGCAUCAGUAGCUCCAUUCAGAUUUGUUUCUGUGAUUAAUGAGUUUGUAUCCAUUUCUUUUUUAUUUUUCAAAUCAUUUGAAAUGUGCAGGUGUUUCAAAUAAGCCAGGAUUAAAAACUGAAGCUGCAUCUGUCAGCACGUUUUUAAUGACUCGACUUAAAAUCUAUUAAAGAUGGUCUUAUUAGGCCCUUGUCAGGUUUCAUCAAAUGUUCCUAAUAUUUAGGAGUGUAAAGACUUUGACUAAAUGAUCGCAUGCUCAUACCGAUAUGAAAGAGUGAGGUCACCUUUUCAAAGCUGGAGAGGAAACUUUUAAAAAGGAUAUACGCUCACAAAUAUCCCAACCUUUUGAUUUGUAUCUUCCCUGUUGUGCCUGCAUACAGCUGUAAAUGAUGCUGAAAGUAAAUAAAGUACAUCUACAUCAAU
This is a messenger RNA of Notolabrus celidotus (New Zealand spotty), 5985 nucleotides long. It is a transcript of the gene ltn1, whose product is annotated as listerin E3 ubiquitin protein ligase 1. Gene Ontology annotation, biological process: ribosome-associated ubiquitin-dependent protein catabolic process; rescue of stalled cytosolic ribosome. Gene Ontology annotation, molecular function: ribosomal large subunit binding; zinc ion binding; ubiquitin protein ligase activity. Gene Ontology annotation, cellular component: cytosol; RQC complex. The transcript has 32 exons. Bases 118 to 5409 code for a protein of 1763 amino acids. The record is from RefSeq and is a predicted model, not a curated record. NCBI's taxonomy places the organism in Eukaryota, Metazoa, Chordata, Actinopteri, Labriformes, Labridae.